This is a messenger RNA of Colletotrichum siamense, 597 nucleotides long. RefSeq lists its product as uncharacterized. The coding region runs from base 1 to 597 and encodes 198 amino acids. The transcript has 5 exons. Lineage: Eukaryota; Fungi; Ascomycota; Sordariomycetes; Glomerellales; Glomerellaceae. The record is from RefSeq and is a predicted model, not a curated record.
AUGCUUCUCAAGGCUAUCGCUCUUCUUCCUCUUACCGCUCUUGCGGCUCAGGCUGCCACCAUCGGUAGCACCGCCUCUCAAGCCCCGAUCACAGGCUACAGUGUCUACGUUCCUGAGUGGGAGGUCCAGGCCUUCCCCGGAGGAGAGACUCAGAUCAUUGGCGGGACUGUAGAGCAGGUCUUGGACGAGCUUCGCAAAAUCAACCCCAACUAUGACGAGGACUUCGGCAUUGGGAACGUCACCGAGUCUGGGCUGACCGACAUUGUGCGUCCCAAGGCCGACUUUGAGGGAGCCGCAACUGUAUGUGACGGCUGGGAACUCGCGAACACCGCCCGCAUUCGCGAGGGAAUCUCCCAUCUCGACGGUGUCGAUGGGAAGCCUCACAGGGGUGCCGGCCCUGCCAGCUGCGGACGUGUCUCUUGCAGCUACAACUCGGCAAUUUGGUGGUGCAACGAUGACACCAAGGCCAAGGAGCUCAACUCCUUCCGCGAGAUCUCUGAUGGCGCGCUCUAUGUCAUCAAGAAGUGCCGUGUUGGCGAGAGCACCAGAGUCGCUGGCCAGGCUUUCCACAAGGACAAUUGGAACGUCAUCUCUUGA